CCUCAGGGUUACUCUCACUUUUAUUUUGGCUUCGGCGUGCAGUGACUCACUGCAGGGACGUCGGGGCAUGUUCAGAGACGAGAUAACAAACGUCCCAACCGGGAAAGAAAGAUUCAGAAGUCAGAAAGUGUGGGGGCGAUGCACAUGAUGAACGUAGUCAAUGUAGUGAAAGAGCGCACAUCUCGGUGGGCGUUUUCGCGUUACUUCUUCAAAAAAGACGCUCUCCAAUGGAAAGCAACGUAAAUGAAGAUCUCAUGUUGUCACAGGGCAUGGAUUUAAGAGUGCUUGUAGUAGUGUUCAGCAUGGUUGCCUCUGAACUGUCUCACGUUCACACUAGACCAAUUGACUUUGUGUGUGACAGCGAGGCCAGAAGAAUGAUGAACAAGGUGAAGGACUUACAAGUGGAAAUGGUAGUCUGCAGUGCUGUAGAUGCUCUGCCGUCUGAUAUUAAAUUACCAUGCAUCAGAAUUCACAAAGCAACCUGGGAGAGAAAAUCAGUGCACGAGCAGAGGGCUGAGAUCCUGCUGUCUUUGGGGACUCUUGCGCAGGAUGUGCGGUCUGCCAGGACACUCAGCCAACCUGGCUGUGGACUCACUCUGCUGGAGCGCUUGGAGCACAGUAUAAACAACUACUUGCAUGUAGUAAGACUACUCCACAUUGAGCAGGGGGAGCAGGUAGGGCCCCAGGCAGAGCUCUGUCUGGCUCAGCCCUCUAAGGAUUUGGGUUUGGUGUUGAAGCACUUUGGGCUUUUGCUAUCUGGCAAGCUGGAGUGGCUUAUUGCAGAGCUGGCAAAGGGGUGCUAGACUGAAAAAAAAACCUGACUUCUAAUCUCGGCUUUUCUUCAACCUUGUAUAAUGGGACCAGACAGGCCCAAUCAAUUUUAACAAUGGUCCACCUUCAAGACAAUAGAGGGCCAUGCACUUUGCCAGUGAUCAGAGACUUACAGAGGAGAAAGUACAUGAUGCAUAAACGACAACACUGUGCCAUCUACUGGAUUGUAGCUGAACUGACCUGUUGAGAUGCACCCACUGAACUUUUAAAACAAACUGUUCUGAACUGAAAAGAGUUUCUGGUGAGUGCCAAAUGUUAUUUUAUAUCACAGAUUAUAUUUAUUUAUUUCAUAGCCUGCAUGAAGGUUGAAUAGGUGUGAUAGCACAUGGAAGAUAACUGCGACAGAAUGUGUGACAGUGCGGAGGUAGUGCAGUGCACACACAGGAAAGGUCACUUUAUUUAUACACUCCAGGUUACAAUUAUGGAAUAUCUGUGUAUAUAAUAUAUUUUGUAUGAACAUGGUAUUUACAAUAUUGUGUAAAAUAAAAAAUAAAAACAAUUUAAUUUU
This is a messenger RNA of Labeo rohita (rohu), 1339 nucleotides long. RefSeq names its product thrombopoietin (gene thpo). Gene Ontology annotation, biological process: cell population proliferation. Gene Ontology annotation, cellular component: extracellular region. The record is from RefSeq and is a predicted model, not a curated record. Lineage: Eukaryota; Metazoa; Chordata; Actinopteri; Cypriniformes; Cyprinidae. The transcript has 5 exons. The coding region runs from base 228 to 803 and encodes 191 amino acids. Gene Ontology annotation, molecular function: cytokine activity; hormone activity.